AAGCCUUUGGCAAAGAUGACUGCACGAGAUUGGCGUAUCUUGCGGGAAAACUAUGAAAUAAUAGUAAAAGGUGGCAAGGCGCCGCCACCACUUCGGUCCUUUAGAGAGGCUCCGACUCCUGAUCUACCCGUGUUACAUACUGCUCUGCUCGAAGCAAUCGAACAGGUUUUGCGUUUUAAAGAACCAUCUCCGAUUCAGCGUCAAGCAAUUCCGAUUGGCUUGCAGCGUCGCGAUCUAAUAGGUAUAGCCGAAACAGGUAGUGGAAAAACAGUCGCAUUUGGGGUACCCUUAUGCCACUACCUUUUGAAUUUGCCCUCCCGAGUUUUGGAAAGUGUGGCCGACGCUGGCCCCCUAGCUCUCGUUAUGGCACCGACGCGCGAACUUGCUCUCCAAAUUGAUGGCGAAUUUCAAAAGCUACUGAGUCGGCAACGCUUGAUUCGCACUGUCGGGAUUGUCGGUGGACAGCAAAUUCAACAGCAAGCGCAAGAACUCCGUCGUGGAGUGCACAUCGUGGUCGGAACACCAGGCCGCAUCAACGAAUGUAUCGACAUGGCCUAUAUGGUAUUAAAUCAAUGUUGCUAUAUUGUUCUGGAUGAAGCUGAUCGGAUGAUUGACAUGGGAUUCGCCCCUCAAAUCGAAACCAUUCUAGAUGCUUGUGGUGGUAGCCUCAAAUCAGAAAACGAAGCUGAAACGUACCAACAAGAAAAAGAAGAUUUGCAAAAAGCUGACGUUGCUCGGCACCGCUUGACCGCCAUGUUUUCCGCCACUAUGCCGCCGGAAGUUGAACGCAUCGCCAAACGCUAUCUCCGGCAUCCCGCUAUUGUAAGCGUCGGAGAUAAAGAUUCUGGCAAGAACGCACGCAUCGAACAGCGCAUCAUGUUUUUGGCGUCCGUUUCGCAAAAAGAAAAAGUACUCCGCGAACAGUUACAAGAUCGCCGAUUUUUGCGCGAGAAAAUCAUUGUGUUUGUCAACGAAAAAAAGCAUGCUGAAGGUGUCGGUCGAAUGGUGGAACGUAGUGGACGGGCAUGUGUCGUUUUGCAUGGAGGAAAAACACAGGAGCAACGCGAGGAGAACUUGGAGACCUUUCGUCGAGGGAACGUUGUGUUGGUGGCUACAGACGUUGCUGGUCGUGGUUUAGACAUCCCUGAUGUGGCGCAUGUGAUAAAUUACGACUUGCCGACCCGGUCGAUAGAGAACUACACACAUCGUAUUGGGCGAACCGGGCGCGCCGGGAAGGAAGGCGUGGCGACUUCCUUUAUUACGGACGAAGACGAGGGAAUCAUGGCGCCUUUGAAAGCUUAUUUGGAAAGUACUGGCAACAGGGUACCCGAACGAUUGGCGAGACAUCCGGCUGCGAACGGCAAUGUGCAAAAUAAUCUCAUUUACUAA
Phaeodactylum tricornutum CCAP 1055/1 is the source of this 1389-nucleotide messenger RNA. RefSeq lists its product with no specific name. Gene Ontology annotation, biological process: mRNA splicing, via spliceosome. Gene Ontology annotation, molecular function: ATP binding; RNA binding. The annotation marks the transcript as partial. Lineage: Eukaryota; Bacillariophyta; Bacillariophyceae; Surirellales; Neidiaceae. The transcript has a single exon. Gene Ontology annotation, cellular component: catalytic step 2 spliceosome. The record is from RefSeq and is a predicted model, not a curated record.